AUGGACGCCAGCGCACUUCCGGAUUUUGGGGUGCUUUCCUAUCCAACACAACGCGGGGAGAGCGGCGACUUCGAAACUUCGCCAUUGGAAAAUUCAAUCUCCCUCAACACCUCUUCUUCAUGGACAUAUUGCGGGCCCCUACUGACACUCGAUACAAAUCGCCUACCUUCAUCAUUUCACACAUGGGCUGAAGCAACGGUCAAUGGGCCAUUCAUGGGCCCUCUUCUCUCCUUCCUGGCAUUCGUGCACAAAUUCCUAAAAGCCAACAACCUUUCAAAUUACUGGCUUACCAUCCGAGCAAGCACGGGUUCAGGAGAAUUCGAUGUCCCCCGCUGGCACACAGAUGAUCUAUUCUUCUCUCCGGCUCCAGAGACGCGGUCACGCCAGCGCCGCUCAUUACUAUCCCCGCUAUACAGCCGUGACAGGACAUCCCAAAGGCCCGACUCAACCUUUCGACAGAAAAAGCACCUAAAAUCAACAGAAAAAGUCCAAGUAAUAUCAGCAACCCCCAACCCAACAAAUUGGAAACUCACCACCACCCUCCUUGGACCUGGAACACUUUUCAUUACCCCAAAGAAAAGCCCCUCAGCGCGUGCAAUCCAACGCAACGCGAAACGUAGCGUCCGCGCCGCAAAUCCGCACCAUAUAUGUCUAUCCGUCCGCUGUGUAGGCUGCGCCAUGGCGGCCGAGUCCGUGCGGACGCACCUUGCCGCAGAACUGGGACAGCACGGGAUCGUACAGGCGCGAUCGGGCGAGUGCGUAUUCUUCCGUGUCGGCGAGGACGAGGGAGCUGUUCAUUCAGAGCCGAUGUCUCAUGGAGAUCGUAUCUUUGUGAAUAUUGUACCCGGGCAUGAGGCGGAUUUGAAGUGUUUAAUGGCGAAGUGGGGGAUGGAGUAUCCGAGAGCUUGGUGUGUGGGGUUGCCAUUCCAGGGGUUCGAAGAGAGGAGUUGGAGGGAUAUUGGGGAUUUGUGA
Molecule: messenger RNA, 972 nt
Organism: Penicillium atrosanguineum
Lineage: Eukaryota; Fungi; Ascomycota; Eurotiomycetes; Eurotiales; Aspergillaceae
Exons: 1
Coding region: 1-972 (323 amino acids)
Source: RefSeq, a predicted model, not a curated record